GCUGUUUUUGAAUCAGCUUUCAAAGGAAUUCCAUUAGUUAAACUAUGAUAAGAAUGAACAAAAUACGACGGUUUAAGCCUCUCAAGAGUAUUUCUCAUAACUUCAACGUCUUCUGAAAACAAAAGUUUAUAAUCCAUAAACUCAAUCUCGUAACAAUUUUGUUGUGUCAGAACUGUGAUGUCUGAACAUUCGAAAGGCUUUUCAAUAGUUUUUUCAGGAAACUCGCACAAACUUCGAGCCACAUUCGUAACAACAAGUGGUCCGUUCUUCCCCCAGACAGUUCCGUUAUAAUUUUUCAUAAAUUCGUCAGUAGAUUCUCGGUAAACUUAUGAGCAAUAUCUGUUGACUCAAAAUGAAAUA
Messenger RNA from Clunio marinus, 360 nucleotides. NCBI's taxonomy places the organism in Eukaryota, Metazoa, Arthropoda, Insecta, Diptera, Chironomidae. The record is from the annotation of a GenBank genome assembly.